GAGGCAGUACAUGUGGGAGACGGUGUGUCCACCCAGGAUCCCCCUUCUCUGGUACUGGACCUGGACCGGGCCGGAGGCAAGCUGAGCGGGAGGGGAUGGAGGGGGGUGGGUCGUGCGUUUGAGGGGAUGGAGAGGGGGCUGGUUGGCGUGACGACGGGGUGAAAGGGGCCAGGUGAGGAGGAGACGUGGGAGUCUCCUCUCUCUCUCGCUCUCUCUCUCUCUCUCUCUCUCUCUCUCUCGGUCUGUCUGUUACGUUGCCGUGCGUGACUGUGAGAAGGAGCGACAGUGAGAGAGGUACAGGUUUCCUUCAGCAAACCGGAACCUGCACAAGAGGACGCAGAGCCUUCCAGAUGGAGCUUACUGCAGCCUGAGGUCGCGCUGGAGAGAGAGGGACGCCCUCCUCACCUGCUCCCGCUCCCCUGAGCUCCUGCAGCGGAGGAUGGGUGAUGGGCCUGUGGCCCUGAGCGGACCCUCUCCCGUGAAUCCUGUCCUCUCAUGGAGCGUCCUGCGGCACCGAGCCCCCCCCAGAGCCCCCCCCUCCUCCACCUCCCCACUCCCCUCGCCGCGCUGCACCUGAACGCCUCGGACGUGGCCCCGCCCCUCCCGGCGGCUCCGGGCGGCGUCGGCCUCAGCCAGCCGCUGGCCCUGUGCGCCAUGGUGGCCGUGGACGUGCUGGCAGUGGCGGGGAACCUGGCCGUGAUGGCCGCCAUCGCCCGGGCGCCCCAGCUGCGCAAGUUCGCCUUCGUGUUCCACCUGUGCCUGGUGGACCUGCUGGCGGCGCUGGUGCUGAUGCCGCUGGGGAUGCUGUCGGGCCGCGUGCUGGCCGGCGAGGCGCCGUGCAGGGGCUACCACGCGCUGAGCGUGGGCCUGGCGAGCGCCGCCAUCCUCACCAUCUGCGCCAUCAACAUCGAGCGCUAUUACUACGUGGCGCACCCCAUGCGGCACGAGGUCAAGAUGACGGUGGGGCUGGUGCGCGCGGUGCUGGUGGGGAUCUGGCUCAAGGCUGCGGUCAUGGCGGCGCUGCCUCUCCUGGGCUGGCUGCUGCAGGGGGACCCGGGCCCGGGCCUCCUGUCCCCUCACAGACACUGCUCCCUCCACUGGACCGGAGGCAGGACGGCGCGCCUGCUCUUCACGGUCUUCUUCGCGCUGAUUUACUUCCUGUGCCCCGUGCUGCUCAUCCUGGUCGUCUACUGCAACAUGUUCAAGUUGGCCCGCGUGGCCGGCACGCCGCGCGGGCCGCUGCCCACCUGGACGGGGGCGGAGGGCGCCCCACAGAGGAGCUUCGGCGGCGGGAAGGCCGCGGCGGUGCUGGCGGCCGUCGGCGGCCAGUUCAUCUGCUGCUGGCUGCCGUUUUUCUCCUUCCACCUGUACUCGGCGUCCGCGGCCGCGCCGCCGGCUGCCCUGGCGCGGCUGGAGGAGGCGGUCACGUGGAUCGGCUACUUCUGCUUCAGCUCCAACCCGUUCUUCUACGGCUACCUGAACCGGCAGAUCCGCGCGGAGCUGGGCCGCUGCCUGGCCCGCCUCCUCAAGCGGGCCGGGCCCGGCGAAGGCGAGCAGCUGCCCAGCCGCGAGGCCUCCAUCGAGGAGAACUUCCUGCAGUUCCUCCAGGGCACCGGACGCAAUCUGCAGCCCUGCAACUCCCACGGCAAGACGGGCCCGGAGGAGCGGCAGAGCGAGCCCGUCCAGGAAUCAGCUGUUCGGCAGAGCACGCCAGCUGACCUCCACGUCCCCGGGCAGAUCCUUGAGGAGACCUCAGAGUUCAUGCAGCAGCUGAACAAUGAGCUCCAUCGAGACAACUGCUGCAAAACUCUACCAGAGCUGUAGCUGCGUCCUGCAGCUGUUGCUCGUGUUUCCCAGCGACUGUAAUUAACCCACUGUUGCUUGUUAGCUACACGUGUUGCCGCGUCCCCCUCAUUUGCACUCCCAACAGCCACGAUGCCGCUUUCCGUGUGAUAUCAGCAGAUGGAUGCUCGGCCCGUAUUUGGUUACGGUUGGAUGAACGGCUGAAGAUGAGAAAGUGAAAGCUAAGGGCUAAAACUGUUUAUGGGAAGGUUGGAUUCUUUCAUGUUCUUUUUUGUCCGGUGUAUAUUCAUUCAUUCAUUCAGUCAUUCCUAGAUGUUAAGGGUAAAUUUAGUCAUUCAUUUAAGUUUUACUUUGAUAAGAAAAUGAGAACUGGUAAAGGAUCUAAUCCUCAUUCCCAAAUCAUAAAUUGCUAAGUUCUUCUGUCUGUGAAUGUUCAAAGCCCGUAGAACAUCAAGUGUUGGUUGUGUUGAGCAGCAUCAUUUCACAUCUGGUGCUGCGGCUGGUGUUUGUGCUAAACAGGCGGAUGCACCAGAGUAUUUUUAACCGUUUUCCAGGAACAUUAUUAUCCUGUUCUUGGUCUUGUGAUCAUCACCUCCUCGUCAAAUUCGCCUCACAUUGGUGGACUCGUGAUUUCCCCCCCCCGGCGCUCAAAGGGAAACACUGUGGCUGGAUUCAUCCGUGCGGUGGAGACGGUGCCCAGGCGAACGGAGCCGAUGGCAGUGUUUGCAGGUGAAUGCAGGCGCAGUGUGAGCGCUGUUGUGUUUGUGCUGUAAACAGCCGGCCUUGUUGUGGCUACACGGCGCAGAGGCGCAGUAGUGCUUACGCCAGCGCCGUGAACCUCCCCUUCGGAUCCGUUUAGCAGCCAGUGGAAGACAACAGCGAGGCUUUUGCUGAGCUCAGGUGGAACCCGGACGGUUACAACACUUAAUGACACACGACCCAGGCAAAAAAAAAAAAAACCUGAUGAAACGCGGUCUCUUUUUAUACUGUAUCUACAGAAUGGCCCAGAACCGAUCCUCUGCUGUCGGCGUGGUCAUGAGACGCUCGGCGAGGGGAACACAGCGAGUCUGUGUUUCACUGGGGGUCCGGACGAAAAAAGCUGCCUUUGUCAGCUGAGUUCUCCAAAGGUGUGAAAUCGCUGCUGACUGCUUUCCAGGCCUCGGUUGCUUUGAACGACAGCGCAGCGUUGUGGGGGGGCCUUGAUGUAUGCGAUGGAGCAGAUGAAGCACAACCCCACAGACCCUCAGUGUUUUACAAGAUCUAUGCAUUUUUUAUUUAUUGUUGGUAGUGUCAAAAGUAGAAAAAAACUUGUGUUUAAUUUAUUGUUUCACGCAGAUUUAUUCAAAACUUAUUAUGUUGAGUUUAAAAUAGCUCCAGUUAAGGGCUUUAAGGUGUUUCUCCACCACUGUGUGUUUUUCUGAAGUUAAAGGCAAAAAGCAGGUAUUUGUUAUCUAUGCAGGUAAUGUAUCAACUUUCCUUUUUGUUUGUUUGUUUGAGUUUGAGUGCAUAAUACGUUUCCCCCCCCGUUUUAACAUUCUCCUGUGUUUUGGUCCGUUGCCUACCAGCUAAAACGAUUAAAGACGUAGCAAGCGA
Molecule: messenger RNA, 3396 nt
Organism: Betta splendens (Siamese fighting fish)
Lineage: Eukaryota; Metazoa; Chordata; Actinopteri; Anabantiformes; Osphronemidae
Gene: gpr61
Product: G protein-coupled receptor 61
Exons: 2
Coding region: 496-1824 (442 amino acids)
Biological process (GO): G protein-coupled receptor signaling pathway
Cellular component (GO): signaling receptor complex; endosome; plasma membrane
Molecular function (GO): G protein-coupled receptor activity
Source: RefSeq, a predicted model, not a curated record